Paramuricea clavata is the source of this 2889-nucleotide messenger RNA. Lineage: Eukaryota; Metazoa; Cnidaria; Anthozoa; Malacalcyonacea; Plexauridae. The record is from the annotation of a GenBank genome assembly.
AUGGAGAAUAAUAAUUCCAUUUCUAUAUUAACGUUGAACAUUCAGGGCUUACGAGCUCUUUCUAAUCGUUCUACCUUAUUUUCCUGGUUGAAUUGCGUGAAAGCGGAUGUUAUAUGCUUACAGGAGACUCAUUCUACUUCGGUGGAUGAAUUUAUUAAUUGGAUACGUUAUGAGUCGGAUCAUGGUAAUAACCUUCAGCGUUACUCUGUUGUUUCGUCACCUGGAUCUGCAAGAAGCUCGGGUGUAGCUAUCCUCUACAAGCCAUCACUUAAGUUGGAAUAUUCUUUUUGCGAUGAUGAGGGUCGUCUCGUGGUUGCUCAUUUGUCUGAUGUUGCUAGUGAGUCAUCUGUUUUUCAAGACGUAAACAUUUAUGGUCCCAAUCGAAAGCAGCUUGGGGAAGCAUUUUUUACAUCUAUUCUGCCUCAAAUGGAUCCCUCCCUUCAUACCAUCUUCUGUGGAGAUUUCAAUACGGUUGUUGAUUCUGACAUGGAUCGUUUGGGCUGUAAUCCUUCCUCAUACUGGUCGUAUAAUUGGCAACAGUCUUUGGCUCUUCUUACUUCUGAUCUGGAUUUGGUUGAUGCGUGGCGCAUUUGUCAUCCUACUGCUCACGAAUAUACUUGGCGUCGUCCAAAUGGUCUUCAAGCUUCAUGUUUGGAUAUGUUUUGGUUAUCUUCAUGUCUCAUGGAGCAUGUACAGCAAGUUGACAUCUUACCUUUCUUCCGUUCUGACCAUUGCUAUGUUUACUUACGUCUAACUAUUCCUUCUAUGCCUAAACGUGGUCCUGGUACCUGGAAGUUCAAUUCUUCUUUGUUAAAAGAUGUCAAUUAUGUUACUCAAAUUACUACAUUUUGGAACGACUGGAAACAAGAAAAAGAUUCUUUUCCUUCUUUGGCUGUUUGGUGGGACGCCGGAAAAAAGCGAAUUAAACAUAUAACGCGGAGUUACUGUUCCAAACGAGCUCGCGCCUGUCGGUUGCGAUGCAGAUCUUUAGAGCAUACAUUAAUACAUCUUGAACGACGGCGAAGUAACGGUGAAGAUGUUGAUGCGUGGAUCACUGAAGCGCGAUCUAACCUUGAACUUGAACAUUUAAGCAUAGCAGACGGCGCAAGAAUCCGUGCUAGAGAACAAUGGGCAGAAGCUGGCGAAACAUCAUCUUCUUAUUUUUUACACCAAGAAAAGUCCAAGGCUGUAAAGAAACUGUUCACUGGUAUAAAGAACGCUCAGGGUGUGGUAGUUCGAUCCGUCUCAGCUAUCAUUCGUGUUUGGUGUAUCUUUUAUGUUCAACUUUUUACUGCUGCUGUCCUUGUUCCAAGCAAUCAAGAUUUUUUUAUCAAUUCUUUAGUCCAUUCCUUGUCCCCAGCCGCAGCCAAUCUUUGUGAUGAUAUUGUUACAGAAGCAGAAUGCUUGAAAGCUCUAUCCAAGAUGAACUCAAACAAAUCUCCUGGUGUGGAUGGCUUAUCAUAUAAAUUUUACUCUUCUUUUUGGUCUGUCCUUGGAGCUGAUCUCGUUGAUGUGUACAAUGAUUGUUUCUCUACUGGCUGUUUAUCUUUUUCCCAACGGACAGGUUUAAUUACCUUACUUUACAAGAAGGGUGAUAAGUUAGACACUAAGAACUGGCGUCCGAUUUCCCUGUUAUGUACAGAUUACAAAAUAUUGGCCAAGGUCCUGACCAAUCGUCUUCUUCUUGUUCUUCCUACCAUUGGUGACCUCGAGCAAGCCUGUGGAGUUCCUGGUCGGUUCUCAAGUGAAAAUGUCCGCGUUCUGAAAGAUAUCAUUGAUUAUGCUAACUGUUCCAACAUUGGUGCUGCUAUUAUAUCUUUGGACCAAGAGAAAGCUUUUGAUCGUGUUGAUUGGAAUUUCAUGUUACGGGUGUUGGAGCAAAUGAAUUUUGGUUCUUCUUUUCGUUCAUGGGUCAAGUUACUGUAUUCGAACAUUUUUUCUUCUGUCAUUGUUAACGACUACAUUAGUGAUUUGUUUCCUGUUACUCGUGGCGUCCGGCAAGGUUGUCCUUUGUCCCCUCUUCUCUACGUAUUAGUCACUGAAACGAUUGCUAGUGCUAUUCGGAAAGAUCCUGCCAUCGAUGGUUUUUUGCUUCCGAAUGGUUUGUGCCCAAAGGUGUUCCAGUACGCUGACGACACAAGUAUCUUGGUGCGUUCAGAUGCCUCUCUUCGUGCACUUUUUUCUCUUUUUGAACGAUACGAGCGUGCCUCUGGUGCUAAAUUAAAUGUGAAGAAAUCACAUGGCCUUUUGAUUGGUUCUUGGAAAGAUCGGACAGAUUUACCUGUUCCUUUGAAUUGGUCGAAUGUCUCUAUUACUGUUCUUGGAUGUCGGAUUGGCAAUGAAGUAUCUGUGGAUUGGGAUAGUCUUAUCGGCAAGUUUCAAGAUCAACUUUGUCUUUGGCAGGGUCGGCAUCUUUCCUUCCGUGGUCGUGCGUUAAUCGCGAAUGUCCUUGGACUUAGUCUUUUCUGGUAUCAUGCCACUGUUUUUGAUGUGCCCACACUAGUUAUUUCACGAAUUAACAAGUUGCUUUUUCCUUUUGUCUGGGGUAAGAAGAGAGAAUGGAUGGCGCGUGCCUCAGUUACUCAACCUCUGGCUGCUGGCGGUCUAGGAGUUGUGGACGUAUCUAGGAAAGUAACAUCCCUCCGUUCUAUUUGGCUUCGUCGAUUUCUAACUGUUACCAAUCCUCACCCUUGGUCCAGUUUCUUUGACUAUCAUGUAUCUUUGGUAUUUAACGAUCAAGAUGUCCUCCAGCUAUUGGCUCGUGAUACUAUUCCUGCAUACCGUGUCAGAAAGUUACCACCCUUUUAUGCUUCCUUGGUGAGAGCUUGGAUUGAUGUAAAAGGCACGAAAGUUGGUCCACUUUGGGUCGUUCCUCGUCCACCCACUUGA